Ascochyta rabiei is the source of this 309-nucleotide messenger RNA. RefSeq lists its product as uncharacterized. NCBI's taxonomy places the organism in Eukaryota, Fungi, Ascomycota, Dothideomycetes, Pleosporales, Didymellaceae. The coding region runs from base 1 to 309 and encodes 102 amino acids. The transcript has a single exon. The record is from RefSeq and is a predicted model, not a curated record.
AUGCGCCAAGUUCAAGCACGUUGUUGGGCCAUGAUUUGCCCCAGGAUCCUGAGCGGCAUCACGAGACUCACAAUGAUCCGGCAGAUACCGUUGAUCUUCCUGGGGAUUUGCAAUUACAUUGCUCUGUCGCGCUUCCACGAUAGGUGCAUACCAUUCGAUUACUCGCACCCCGUUUUGGUUGGUCUGUUUCCCAGAAACAGCUGCAGUUUACCAAGCAACCAUGCGAACAGCUUAAUGGCGCCGGGGUUAUGGAGCGCAUGUGUAGAUGAUUAUCGGCAGUCAGAGCGCGGUCCGCCUCCUUACCACUAG